Messenger RNA from Pomacea canaliculata, 5170 nucleotides. Its product is annotated as ubiquitin carboxyl-terminal hydrolase 40-like. Lineage: Eukaryota; Metazoa; Mollusca; Gastropoda; Architaenioglossa; Ampullariidae. Gene Ontology annotation, molecular function: cysteine-type endopeptidase activity; cysteine-type deubiquitinase activity. The record is from RefSeq and is a predicted model, not a curated record. Bases 196 to 4011 code for a protein of 1271 amino acids. The transcript is spliced from 31 exons. Gene Ontology annotation, biological process: protein deubiquitination. Gene Ontology annotation, cellular component: cytosol; nucleus.
CGGAAAUUGCGAGCUCGUGGAGAAAAAGAUGACCAUGGAGGUAUAGAGGAGAUAGAAGUUCGUGGUAUGAUCGACACAGUGUGCUGAAAUGUUGUUAUAGACAUCUCUUGUUGCUGUGACACACAUUUUGAAUCAUUCCCGAGACAUAGUUUUAAAAGAAUAAUAUUUCAUUAAAAAAAACACACGAGGAGAAAAAUGUUUGGGUCUUUAUUUGAAGAAAACAGCAGUAGCUUUUCAGAGCGUACUGUUUCCCUAGGACCAACAUCUCCACCGAGACCAAGACAACAGUGUAAAUUUGCUGGCAUCGACAACCAAGGAGCAACAUGUUAUUUAAACUCUUUACUUCAAACGCUUCUUUUGACCCCCGAGUUUAGAGAAUCACUCUUCCAGCUUUCAGAGCAUGAUCUUGGGAAAUUAGAGGACAAAGACAAAUGUGGAUCUAGAGUCCGAGUCAUUCCCAUUCAGCUACAGAGAUUGUUUCUAAGACUUCUCCUCAGUAAUCGUCAAAGUGUUUCUACAGCUGAACUGACGCAGAGUUUUGGCUGGACCAACCAUGAGGAGUUUCAUCAGCAUGAUGCGCAGGAAUUGAACAGAAUCCUUUUUUCUGCUAUAGAGGAUUCCCUUAUAGGAACACCAGGCCAGACACUUAUUAGAGAGCUGUACCAUGGCACUAUUGUCAAUCAAAUUAAAUGUUUAAAGUGCGGAAAUAUCAGUGAGAGAGAGGAGAAUUUCCUAGACUUGACAGUCACCAUCGCUGAGAGAUCAGGACUGGAACAUGCUUUAAAAAAUUGCUAUUGUGAUGAAGAAAAAAUGGAAGGCUGCAAUCAGUAUAGUUGUGAAAAUUGCAGACAGCUUGUUGAUGCCAUUAAGGCUGCAAAACUUAGAAGUCUCCCACCAAUUUUGACUGUUUCCUUAUUGAGAUUCAGCUUUGACUUUGUCAAAAUGACUAGAUACAAGGAGACCGGGAAAUUUACAUUUCCUCUGUGCCUAGAUAUGUCGCCAUAUAUAGAGAAGAAGUCAACGGAUAAAGCAGAGAGUCAGUAUGAAUUGUUCUCAGUAGUAAUUCACCGUGGCAGUGCCUAUGGUGGUCAUUACCAUGCCUACAUUCGAGAUGUUGACUGUCUGGGCUUUUGGAGCAACCCUGAAAAGAUUGGAGUGCAGGUGCCUAUAGAUCCUGCCUCCGGCAAGUCUGACUUCAUAAACUGCGAGUCACCUGUUGACCUUGUACAAGUUAUCCUCUCCAAAGUUCCCAACAGAAGCAUGUCUGUUGACAAGCUCUGUGCCGAAAUGUACAAACAGACUGGUGUGUCUUGGAAUAAACGUUAUAAAAAGGCCUAUGGUGGAAUAAAUAAAUUUUUAAGCAAGCAUGGCGACAAGUUCCUUUACAAUCCUGAUGUCAACUGGGUAAGCCUGCAGGAUCAAAAUAUUUGCCAGACCUUUACUGACAAAAUGGAAGAUCCUGAGGAUAAAAAUAAUCCUACUCAUGUUCCUCCCACGUGUGAAAAGCAGGGUCAUUGUGGUGAUGCCAACGAUAAUCAUUGUCAAGAUGCUGUACAAGUGGAAGAGAACAUCAACAGCUCAGUUGGUCAAGAGGCAAAACAAUGCAGGUGUAAGUGUGGUAUACCAAAAGCAGGACAGAGGUGGUACAACUUUGACGAUGCACGUGUUUCCCCAAUAAACAGCAAAGACAUUGAGCUGCAGUUUAGUGGCAAAGAGAGUGCCUAUAUGCUUUUUUAUCGCAGGGCUUCUUUGUCCCGCCCCCAAGCAGCAAUAGGAAAUCCAGCAUAUGCGAUUCCUGACAGCAUGAUGAUGAGUAUAAUGCAGGAAAAUGCCCUUCUUGAACAGGAAAGAGAAAAAUAUGAAGAAGAAGUGAACGAAGUCCGAGUUCAGCUACAUUUCCACUGGAACUUUCACUACAUAGAUGGUGCUCUGUCCUCUUUGCUGGGCCAUUUACAACCUGUAGAGUUAUCCAUUGACAGGCGGAAAACUCUCAAUGAUCUUUAUAUAGCCAUUGAUGAACUGGGUGGAGAGAUCACAGGUCAGGAGUUUGUUUUGCAUAGGAUGCGGGAGUUGCCAGCUGGAUUUCAUCUCUAUGAUGAAUUAACAGACCGUGACCAGCUUCUGCAGGAUCUAUUAGUGGAAAACGGCACAAUGCUUUUUGUGUGGAAUGGGCAUACAGUCCAAGGAACUAGUGUCUCAACUGGUCUUGAAAGUGAACCAGUAUUUUUGAAUGUCACAUAUGGCAAUCCUUCCCACUUUAGUCGUGGCUUCCCAAAAAACAUGUCACUGGAGGAGUUCAGAGCUUUAGUAAGCAGCUUCACUGGAAUAACACCAGAAAGUCUUAUCCUGCAAUGCAUUGUUGAGCAAGAUGCCAGCAGCAAAGUGGUGUCACUAGGCAGACCAAAAGAGAAGGAAGAUGAUGUACAAGAUAGUGAGAUAACUGUUUCAACUUUAGAAGGACUAAAUCUGAAAGAUGGAGACCAAAUCAUUGCAACGAGCUCUUCAUUUAUACGUGAUUCUUCAGAGAAUAAACCAGCCAUGGACAGUGUAAAGUUCUUUGUCAAGGUGGAAAACAGAUGCCUUACGUCAGGUGUUUGUGACCUUCUGCUAGAAGUUGACAAAAAUAUGAUUUUAUCUCAAGUCAAGCUCGAGGCCUUGUCAAAAUUUGGUUUGAAGGAUGUCCACGAAGGAGGGCGACUAAGAGAAUCUCAUUGCAGUCUGGGUCUUAGACCUCCAUAUCAAGAGGAGUUAUCUAUUGGAGAUGCUGGCAUCAUUAAAGACACAUUGCUUGUCUUAGAACCUGGAAGGCCACCCAGAUCUAAUGAGAUGACCUUGAGCUUCACCACUGGAAAUCCCAAGGGAGAUAAUCCAGAACAUGAGAUUAUAGUAGGCCGGCUAGAAUCUGUGAACACCUGCAUACGACACAUGGUUAAAAAAGCUGGUCUUUCAGGUAUGGACUGGCAUCUGCGCCGUACCAACUGGUUUAAUGAACCAGCAGAUGUUCUUGAAGAUGGAGAAGCUACGUUGGAAAGUUGUCUGAUCAAUGAAGGAGAUCACUUGUUGUUAGAACAGGGCUGUCUUCCCCCUAAGGGAUUUUUGCGAUUGACUGUGUGGCUGUACCCUACAACCCAAGAUUUACCUGAGGUUAGAGAAACAGAGAGCACCUUGGCAUGGAUUACCAACAAGCUUGCAGCCAUAUUUACUGGAAAUUCUACGUCAUCUUUGAUGGGCACUUCCUCUCAACUUUUACUGGGUGACAUUGACAUUAGUAAGGAUGCAACACUAGAAGACUUGCGACUGCAGAUUCUUACUUUGCCUGGAUCAGCAGACCUCCCUGUACUCAUGCCAGAUUUCCUGCGGGUGAGAGUGCUUGAAGGAGGUCAGCUAAAGACUGUGUUGCGUGGCAGCCAAAAUACGCUCAGGUUUUUAAAAGUACCAUCUCACAGUAAUCUCGCAGUGCAGAUUCUGCCUUAUGAAGACAAAGUCAGUGCCAAUCAAGUCCUUUUGAACGUCCGGAAGCGUGACUGCAGAAGCCGCAUUUAUGGGCCAGUUCAGGAGAUUGUGUGGGACACAUCAUCUGGAACCAGUGCAGCCAGCCUAAGGCAGGCAGUUGCUGAUUGUCUUGCUCUGUCUACUGAGGUGAUUUGCAUAGCAAAGCAUUUCCCAGAACGUUGUGAAUGGCUGAAACUGGAGGAUGCUCCUCAGAAACCUGCACAUGGUUAUAAGAAAGGAAAGAGGAAAGGGAAGUCUGCAAAAUGCAACAUGCGACAGUCUCCAUUCUACAUCCAAGAUGGGGAUGUUAUUGGUGUGAAGAUUAUUGCCGAUGAUCCCUCAGAUGCAGAUGACUUUACAACCAUUGAAGAUGACCUGGGAAAAGAAAAACAAAGACAAGAAGCAGAGGAGAAGAAAAAAAUGAGAGAAGAACGAAGGAAAUAUGGCAAGGACUCAACAUUCCCUAAAGUUCAACGCCAGGAAGUUGCCCUGCAAAUCAGGGUUGACAACUUCACCUAGCACAGGACAAUAGAAGAAUGCUCUUUAUGGAUUCUCUAUUAUUCUUGUAAAUGUUUUCAUUGAAAAUGAAGUACUAUGGUUGUUUUCACAUAAACAGUGGGUUUGGCUGUUUUAUGUCAGAUCAUUUUAUGUGGCCAGUGUUUUUACUUCGGAGCUCCAGCAGUAAACUCAUUCAGCUUGAGUGUUUGGGUGUGUUUGUCUGGACUCUUUAUGUAUGCCUUGUAAUUCUCAGAAGUAGAAUAUCAGUAUUAUUUAGGUACUGGUUGACAAAGCUCAUCAUAGUUGUUUUGGAUUCCAUUUUCAGUAAAAGAAUGGAAUCCAUGUAUCUUCUCUGAAUUGCCUCACUCUUAAGUAACUGUUGACACGGUGUCUAAGAGUUUAUAUGAGAAGAAAUAUAUCUUUUUCUCCCAACUGCCAUAAUUCAUAGUUACCUAUUGUUGGAGACGAUCUGGAGACACUAGGAGCUAUCUUUGCUGUGUUCAAAAGUGCUGGCAGCACACAGCAUGGAAAAAAGUAUGAAGUCUUUGAAUGUGAUGGUUGUGCUUGUUAAAGAGCUGUGGUAGUAUUUUAAAAUGACAAGCAAGGAUCUGGGUCUUUUAAAUAUGUUUUGCAGUGUUUGAAUUGAGCACUUUGGAAGAAAGUUUGGAAUAAAGUUGUUGCCUUUUUUUGAGGGGGUUGUUUAGUACAUGUACAGAAUGUGUGUUCAUAGUACGUACUAAGACUGAUGCAUGGUGUAUGUCAUCAAAUGUUAAAAAUUAAUUGUUAGUAUUCUUGGCAUCAUCGGAAAGUGUAUGUCUGAUUGCUGACCUUGUAAAUGUAAAGAUUAUUAAUCUGUGAUACACGGUGCCUUUAAAAAAUGUAUGACACAAUUUUUUUUUUACUUAAAUUGGGAUGAGACUGAUACAGAGAGUGUUCUGAUAUACAUUUGUUACAGAAAAAUGCAAGCUGUUAAUUUGCUACAAGAGAUGAAAAUUCUUUUAUAUAAUUUGCUUUGGGAGAUUUUGUUUUUGUUGUGUUUUAUUUUUGCUGUUGUUUUCUUAGUUAUUUAGUGUGCGGUGGUCAGGCAAAAUAAAUGAGGGUGUUUUUUUUUUUUACAUGACCAUUUAGUUUUUCAUGUGCUUGAAAUAUUGAAGGAACGACAAUAAAAGAAUAAACAAUU